This is a messenger RNA of Periophthalmus magnuspinnatus, 1434 nucleotides long. It is a transcript of the gene mmachc, whose product is annotated as metabolism of cobalamin associated C. The record is from RefSeq and is a predicted model, not a curated record. Gene Ontology annotation, cellular component: cytoplasm. Gene Ontology annotation, biological process: cobalamin metabolic process. Gene Ontology annotation, molecular function: cyanocobalamin reductase (cyanide-eliminating) (NADP+) activity; demethylase activity; FAD binding. Lineage: Eukaryota; Metazoa; Chordata; Actinopteri; Gobiiformes; Gobiidae. The transcript has 5 exons. The coding region runs from base 47 to 832 and encodes 261 amino acids.
ACAACUCAUAUCCCACAAUGCACAGUUUUGAAAUAUACUUUUAGCUAUGGCGGUGUCCACUGUCAAUGUGGAAAACGUAACAAAACUUCUUCAAGAGUCUCUCUGUAAACUGGGGUUUGAAAUAAAACCUUUAAAGGUUGGUUGGUAUAAUCGUGUGCUGCCUGCCUCUCUACACCUGCCUUAUCCAGAGGACACGCUUGCGGUUGUGGUACUCAGUACUCCUUCCAUGUUUGAACUUGCUUUCUUGCCAUUUCUGGAAAAGCAGUCCUGCCAGGGCCUGUCUGACCCCAUAGACCAGUGUGUGAAAUACUAUGUGUCCUCUGCUGUCUCACAGAAUCUUUCAGACCAUACAGUCACUGUAAGAUAUGACUAUGAGCUGUUCCCAAGUCGCAAACCAAAGUUCUUAGCACAGACCGCAGCCCAUGUCUCAGGAGCAGCUUUCUACUACCAACAGCCCGAUGUCCCACAGCAGCCCUGGGGGGAGAAGAAGAUGUAUGGAGUGUGUGUGCAUCCACAGUUUGGGGGCUGGUUUGCUAUCAGAGCUUUGCUGGUGUUUGAAGAUGUGACACUGGGUCCUGAACUGCAGCAGCCUCUUCCUCCCGACUGUGUGCCCUCCAGAGAGGACAGAAUACGUUUACUGGAAGCUUUCAACUUUAAUUGGCAGGACUGGACUUACAGAGACAUCAUCAGGCCAGUCCAGACCUACUCAGAGAAACAGAAGGAUUAUUUCAGCACUCCACCUGCACAGCGUAUUGAUCUGUUAAAGACCUGGGGACUUAUACAGAAAGACAGCUCUUCAGACAUACAGAGACUGGCAAACGGACAUGGAUGACCUGUGGGAACUACUACACUGACUACUGCACUAUGCGGUAUAAACCCAAAGGGGGGUAUAGAACAGGUUUGAGGUGAUGGUACACUGGAUUUUUGACACACUAUUAUUUUUAACAGUAUACUACAAUUAUGUUCUAUUCUUUUAAAAUGAGGCAUCUAUGCUUCUUCUAAAUAAUAUGUUGCCUUGUGGAAGUGAUAUUGCAGCUAGACUGUAUCAGUACUUUCUUUUUAGCUUUGCUUGAUUGUCCGUUGUCAUUGUAGAUUGUAUUGACCCAAUUGCAGGGGGCCAGUUUUUCACACUUGUAGCUUGCAUCACUUCUAAACUUGCUUAUGGUUCUAAACUGUUUCUGAUCUGUUUCUUACAUAAUAAAUUAUCAAUAGUGCACAAAUCCCAAAUUACAGUUUUUUGGGAUUGACGGGUUUUAAUCUUUUGUCCAAGUGUCAUUUUUACACUUGACAUGCAUGUGUAAGGAUUAGCCAGUAGAUGUCACUGUUGCCCUCAUUAUCGAACAGGAUACUAUGCAACUAAAUCUUCAUCAUCAAGUAUAAAAUGGUAUAAAAAGUAUUAAAAGUUCUCACUCUGCCAAUAAAAUAAUUACCAAA